AUGAACAACCAGGCGGGGACCCCAGCCCCGUCCCCAGCCCGGCCUUCAGCCCGGGUCCGGGCUUCCACCCUCACCCCGCUCCCGACCCGAACCCCGACUCUCGUCCGGACUUCGAUCCCAGCACGGAUGUCGACCCCUGUCCAGACCCGGACCCCGACUCUGGUCCGAACCCCGGCCCCGACCCGACCCGUGAUCCCCGUCCGAACCUCCACGCAGGCCCGGGCCCCGAACCUAGUUCGGACCCAGGCUCCGGUCCGGACUCUGAACCCGCCUCCUGUCCGGUUCCCGGCCCCAGCCCCAGCCCCAGCCCCAGCCUGGGUCCCCACCCCGAGUCCGGUGCGGUUCCCGGCUCCAGCUCCAGCUCCAGCUCCAGCUCCAGCUCCAGCUCCAGAUCCAGAUCCAGCACCAGCUCCAGCACCAGCCUGGGUCCCGACCCCGAGACCGGUCCAGUUCCCAGCCCCGGCUCCAGCUCCAGCCCCAGCCCCAACCUGGGUCUCCACCCGGACUCCCGUCCGGUUCCCAGCCCCAGGCCCGGUCCCGGCGCCCUCCAGGGUCCAGGCCCCGAUGCCCGCCGCGGUUCCUGCUGAGGAAUCCCCUGCGCCCCCAGCCCUGCCUUUGGAUCCGCCCGCAGAACUUGCUCGGGAGGCAGCCCCGUCUUCUGCCGAGGCUCCUGCGCCCGCGCCCGGACCAAAGCACCUCCCGUCGCUCGCUACGCUUGCGGGGCCCGCCCAGGAGCCCUUUCCCGCGCCCACUGCUCUGGCCCCUAACGUGCUGGGACCCACCUUGGGGUCCGCCACGAAGGUGGGUCUACCGGCCACCGGGCCGACGGAUCCCCCCGCUUCUGGACCCGUCCUGCGGACCGGCCCGCUGUCCAUCUCCAUUUCCACCAACACAUUGGCCUCCACCAGCGAGAACCUCCAGACGGGGAACAAGAUCCUGAUUCGCGUGACCUACUGUGGCCUCUGAAGCUACAGUCUUCAGUACAUCCUACUGAAGAAGAGUCUGGAGCUGCAGUUUCCGAAUCUUCUGUACUUUGAGGAGGAGAGAGCCACCCAGGCCACAGGGGAGUUUGAAGUGUUUGUGGAAGGGACACUGGUCCAUUCCAAGAAGAAAGGUGAUGGCUUUGUAGAUGCGACCAGGCUGCAGAAAAUUGUUAGUGUUAUUGAUGAAGAGAUCAAGAAAAGGUAGCAGGCAAUGGUGGAGCUGGAAGUGAGUGAGAUCCUGCAGAGGGACUGGAGGGCUGGCUUGGGGUGGCAGGUGAGCAGGGCAGGGCACCAUCCAUCUAGGUUCUAGCACUGUCUGACUCAGCUGGUCCUCACUGUCAUAGUCACAAGUUAUCUAGACCCUUCUCUGAGCCUCAGUUUCCUCAUCUGUAAAAUGGGAUGACUCCUAUCAGGUAGUAAAUAGUACUUGGUCCCAAGUAGGGCUCAGUGUAUGUUGAUUAUACAUUUUCCCCCAAAAAACAGGCUAUUUUUUGUUACCUUUAUUUGUAAAGCUGUGCAUAGGAGAAUAGUUGGCAUUUUAUUUUAGUUUUUCCCAUUUUUUAUUGGUGCAUUAUAGUUGUACAUAAUGGUGGGAUUCAUUGUUAUAUAUUCAUACAUGUAUGCAAUGUAACAAUAUAAUUUGGUCAAUAUAAUUCCCUAGUAGUUCCUGUCUCCAUGCCCUUUUCUCUCUCCCUGGUCCCUUUCCGCUACUGAUCUCCAUAGAAGGCAU
Molecule: messenger RNA, 1713 nt
Organism: Sciurus carolinensis (gray squirrel)
Lineage: Eukaryota; Metazoa; Chordata; Mammalia; Rodentia; Sciuridae
Gene: Selenov
Product: selenoprotein V
Exons: 5
Biological process (GO): response to selenium ion
Cellular component (GO): cytosol
Source: RefSeq, a predicted model, not a curated record